AUGGACGGGCCAAAACAAUUAGACGAAGAAACCUUGCAAGAUCUUUACGCGUGGAUAGACAAGAUACCGCUCUCCAGACCAAAGCGCAACAUAACCCGAGAUUUUAGCGAUGGAGUUAUGGCUGCAGAAGUUGUGAAGCAUUUCUUCCCUAAGCUGGUGGAGCUGCACAACUACACGCCCGCACAUUCCACGCAGCAGAAGCAGAGUAACUGGAUCACCCUCAACAGGCGAGUUUUCUCCAAGCUAAACUUCCAUAUACCUGAGGAUAUAGUAAAAAAAAUUGUGGUGAGCACACCAGGCCACAUUGAACCAGCCCUUUGCUCUCUGAGAGAGAAGAUAGAGGAAAAGAAAGCAGGAAAACAACCAGAUAGCGCACAGGACUUGGAGUAUUACAGCACUUCAGAUGCACAGCAGAGAUCAGGGAAUCAUGUGAUGGUUAUUGAACCCACUCAUUCAAAUCCAGCUACUGUGAAGAAAACAGACAAAGUCAGGGCUGCUGCAACCAUUGGACCAAAUGUGGAUCCAGCUGUACGUUUGCUUUUGGAGGAAAAGGAGCAGGCCAUCUUGGCUUUACAGGAGACUGUUAGUAUUUUACAGAUUAAAGUAAACCGAUUGGAGCACCUUGUGCAUCUUAAGGACCUACGCAUCGAGGAUCUGACAAAGCACUUAGAGCGACAUAAAGCACGCAACUCAUGAACAUCAUUUCAGAAAGCACAUAUGUGUACGCAAGACUUGCAGAAAGCUGGCCCGUGGUCUGAAAUCAUCUCAUUUUCCUGGUCUGUGAUUGUUAGUAUUUUCUUUUAAUUGUUGACACACCAAUCGCAUCACCAAGGACCAUCUAGAGCCGUUUAUACUUCAUAGUGAAGUCCAACAAACUGGCAGUCAAAUUUUGAUUCUUUGAUGCAUUUCUAUC
Messenger RNA from Danio aesculapii, 913 nucleotides. RefSeq names its product sperm flagellar 1 (gene spef1). Gene Ontology annotation, cellular component: axoneme. Gene Ontology annotation, molecular function: microtubule binding. NCBI's taxonomy places the organism in Eukaryota, Metazoa, Chordata, Actinopteri, Cypriniformes, Danionidae. The record is from RefSeq and is a predicted model, not a curated record. The transcript is spliced from 7 exons. Gene Ontology annotation, biological process: regulation of cytoskeleton organization. The coding region runs from base 1 to 696 and encodes 231 amino acids.